UGGGCUAUAAGAGUGGAGACUGGACUGUGAGGUUAGGGAGCCGCUGUGGGAACCUGUCCUCAGAGAGAGUAACUGUGAGAUGGAGGUCCUGGGCCAGGUCAUAGGCCUUGCUAACACCAUCUACAGCCUAUGUGAGCAGUCCAGCUCCAACAAGCGCCAAUGCCGACGCCUUAAGAAGCGGGUUAAGAUGCUGCUGAUGACCAUCCAAGCCCUUGAGAAACAGAACAAGAUGUCUACAUCACUGCAUUCAUUGGUGAUGGAGCUGGCGGUAACUCUGGAGAAUGCCAAGUGCUGGGUCAUUAAGUAUUCUCACCACGCCUGGUGGAGGAAAAUACUUCAGGCCAACAGCAUCAAGGAAGAGUUUGCGGUGAUCAAUGAUCGGCUGGGGGACGCAGCUGGCCAGCUGUGCCUGUUUCUGGCCGCAGAGCACAGAGAGAAGCUGCUCCAUUUCUUCACUGAGAAUACCCGCAAGUUUCAGAAUGAGAAAGAUAUAGAGGAAGACUUGAAGGAGCUGAGGGAUUACCUAACCUCUUGUGUCAGCAGCUUGUCGGAGAAAGUGGACACUGUGGCAGAUGACGUGCAUGACAUCCUCUCUGAGCUGGCUGCAAUCAGAGCUGUGUGCAAGCGCUCCCGCUGGGACAUCACUGAGAUCCGAGCCACAGAUCUACAGCGUGGUGCAUUACUGUUAGAGAAGCCAAGCCACAACCUGUACCGAGGAGAGUACCACAGAAGCCCAGUGGCUAUCAAAGUCUUCAAGGGACAGCCGCACACAAAUGAAGACUAUAUACGGAAAACAUUCCAGGCAGAGAGUGAGACCAUGAAGAAAUUUGAAUGUUUGAAUAUUGUACGACUCUAUGGGAUUUGUAUUGAUAAUUCAGGCAAGGAACCCUGCUACUCUAUGGUGACAGAGUUCUGUGAGAAAGGGAAUCUGAGAGAACUGCUGAAAAUAGAGCCGGACCUGUCAUGGGAGCGGAGAGUCCUGAUGGCUUUGGAUGCUGCCAGGGCCCUGUACAGGUUGCACCAGACGGAGAUGAAGGCCAUUCUGCAUGGAAGCCUGAGCAGCUCCAAGUUUCUGGUGGACGGGACGUACUGUGUGAAGCUCUCAGGGUUUGAGAUCUCGAAGACAGAGUCGUCCAUCAGAAAACCUUCUAAUGCGGAGAAGAGGAAGGAGAGCAUCGAGCUGGCCUACAUCGCUCCGGAAACCCUGCAGGACAUAAACGCGUACGAUAAACGCAGCGAGAUUUACAGUCUGGGUGUGGUUAUUUAUGAAAUUGCUACAGGAAAACUCCCAUUUCAGGACCUGCCAGUGACGGAGAACACCCUGCUGGACAUGCAGCAGGACCUGUGUGCGGAGGUGGCUGCUGAACUCUCACCUGCCUGUGUCCCUGUGUUACGUGACCUCAUUAUAAGGAGCCUGCAGAAGAAUCCCAGUGAUCGUCCCUCUGCUGGAGUUAUUGUGGACCAGCUGAUGGCUCACUUGAACCAGAGAGACUGUUGAAACCUUUCACUUGUGACCACAGUACCUCAAGAUCAGGAGCUGGGGACAUAAAGCAAGUCUGGCUGCAGAAUAUUCUACAUUCAGUGUAUUAUACAGUCUAACAAGCUGCAAAUCUUGUGUGCUGUUACCCAUGGCGACCAAUGACACGCUACCUGGUACAAGUUACAUCUGAUCUCUGAUUGGUUGAUAUGCAGCAUACUUCCAUCUAGUUGUCCAAACUUCAUGACGGGCAAUCAGGGAACUUCCAAUUCCUUCAUUAAUGACGAUUUGAUCAUCAGAGACCGUAAUAUGGGGCAAACACAGUAUUCCGCCGAAGCGCUGCUUCCUCCACCUCUAGGACCCAUGCAAUAUGAACGUUUUAGUUUUACGAGCUUUUAUAAGGAUCAGUGUUAAUAUGUUUGUGCUUUACUGUCUCAUGAUACGUAUACAGCCUGCUGGCCCAUACAAUCACAUGCUGUUAAUAAAUGUUACCUGCACUGUGGAGGCCCCCUCGCUCCUAGUACAGAUUUACAGGGAAGACUCCUGUAACAAACACAUCAGCAAUGGACCCGAGAACACAGAUUCCCGCUGUAUAGAAACUUGUGUCUGCAGCGGCCUCUCCUAACGCCUGACUUGCUCUAAGAGCUUUUUAUUACAGUCCAUGACAGAGUAUUUCAUGCACAUAUGGUACAUGGGUAUUUUCAAAAAAAAAAGCAUAAUUAUGUAAUAAAUUUGGUAGUUGAGCAGACUACAGUAUUUCUAAUGUAUAUACACAGGACUUCAGAUGGUGGAAAUGGUCAUUACGGACUGAUACCUACAAUCACUGCCCUAAAACAGCAGACCAACUUGUGGAGAGGUAUGUGACGGCCAAGGAACUUUUCAGUGUAUCCCAGUGGCCUCUAGUACCCUAAUGGCGAUCGGCACCUGGAGGCUAACCAGCUGUGCCGGGAAGGUUCCAGGCUUGUAAAUGGCUUGAUAAAUAUGUGAUGGAUUGGACCAUGCAGGCCACUUCCUUCUGAACCUAUGCAGUGUGAGCUGCUUACAGUGUGGGAAUAGUAGAGGGUCUUUUUUUGGCCAGCUAGCCUGCUCUGCAGAAUGCCCGAUAAACAGAUGUGUAUAUAAUCACUAUACAUGCUCUGCUAGAUCCCGAUAGCUAUAUUACUCCAAUAUAGCAUUGGUGAACCACUGAAAGCUUUAGGGCAAAGCUCCUGGUGUAACCUGUGUACAUCCCACCAAGACGUGGCUACCAUCAGAGAUUCUAACAGGGCCACAGAUUGCUGAAAGGUGCCCCAGGGUUGCUUGGAGUUUUCUUUUCUUGGAUUCCCAAAUCAAACGUGGUGCAUGAACAUAUUCAAGAGGCUCCUCCCUUCCCAUUAAAUAAAAAAUGUCAAGUGUU
Molecule: messenger RNA, 2873 nt
Organism: Pseudophryne corroboree (corroboree frog)
Lineage: Eukaryota; Metazoa; Chordata; Amphibia; Anura; Myobatrachidae
Product: mixed lineage kinase domain-like protein
Exons: 11
Coding region: 80-1498 (472 amino acids)
Biological process (GO): cell surface receptor signaling pathway; protein phosphorylation
Molecular function (GO): protein serine/threonine kinase activity; ATP binding
Source: RefSeq, a predicted model, not a curated record